UUCCACCCCACCUACGACUCCCCGUCCUCACCGCCUCCGGACCCCAGCCCCCUCCCCACCUCCCGCCCCGCUGCGUCUCCGGAACCGUCCCUCCCCCCACCUCCCUCUGCCCAGUCCGUUACUUCCGGUCCAGCCCACCCGCCGGUCGCCUCGUCAGGAGGUGAGCGCCAGGGCGCAUGGGGUGAAAAACGCAGAAAGGAGCAUUCUUCCAGAGUCCGAGAACAAAUGGCUCCUUCUAUGAGAUCUUGCAAGUGGACUUUGGAAUUGACAACAGCAGCGGCCUGGCCGGCGCCCAGCAGAUCACCUGGCAGGUGGAGUACCCGGUGGAGGACGUACAGAAUGCAUCUCUGGCAACUGCCCAGAGAUGCACUAAGCUGUGAGCUGGUGCAGGACACGGAGGUUCUGAACACGGCCAUUCUCACCGGAAAGGUGGUUUCGGUUCCCGUCAAGGUCGUGGCCGUUCAAGAGGAUGGUUCGGUGGUGGACGUGUCGGAGGCUGUGGAACGCAGGUCUGCGGACGAAGACGUCGUCAAGCUGGUGGAGGGAGAGGAGAUGAUGGAAGUGGAAGAUAUGUCCUCUCCUUUUGAAGCUAUGACCCAGAAGAUGUGUGCGUUGCUUUCCAUAUCCAGAGGACCAGAAUUUCAUCACAUGACUACAUAUAGCUGCAAGGGAGGCAGCUGGAGAACUAGGAGCAAAAGUCCAGCUUCGUGAUCUCUGAGCGUCUGGAUGAAGCAAAGGUCCCCUCCUGUUUCCCAAACCUUGAACGGAGCCGUGAGUAUCCACGUGUUACGUGUAUUUCAGUGACGUCUUGUGGGAUGUUCAAUGUUCGAUGUAGACCCCAGCAGUCACCACAGCAGGGACGGUUCCUUUUUGUCUGAACUUCUGAGCCUCUCCCCUGUGUCCCAAGCCUGUGUGUGCCUCAGGCGUUGGGAGAUCAGAGGGGCUUCUCCCUGUCGUGAUGUGCUUGUGAAUGGCUGCAUUUGAAAAGCAAAAAUAUAUGUGGAUGGAAUUCAAUAGAAGAAUGUUGAAAUGUUCAUUUUCAUGUUAAAAAUGAUGAUUUACCCUGUGGUGAGAAGAAACAUUUAUCCUGGGAAAUGAAGUCACUUUCCAGUUCCAUCUACAAUCCCGACACAGGGCACACCCUUUCCAGGUGAGAAUCCCUGGAAUCGGUGCAUUUUGUGAUGUCCUCAUCCAGUACAUGUCUUUCCCCCAUCAGUUGAAAUACUGCAGAGUGGGAUGUUGAAGGUUUAAAACACAUAGCUUUAUGGAUACC
Messenger RNA from Balaenoptera ricei (Rice's whale), 1273 nucleotides. Its product is annotated as transmembrane protein 132C-like. The record is from RefSeq and is a predicted model, not a curated record. The transcript is spliced from 5 exons. NCBI's taxonomy places the organism in Eukaryota, Metazoa, Chordata, Mammalia, Artiodactyla, Balaenopteridae. Bases 226 to 711 code for a protein of 161 amino acids.